This is a messenger RNA of Mobula hypostoma (lesser devil ray), 5070 nucleotides long. RefSeq names its product serine/threonine-protein kinase Nek5-like. The coding region runs from base 750 to 3065 and encodes 771 amino acids. Gene Ontology annotation, molecular function: protein kinase activity; ATP binding. NCBI's taxonomy places the organism in Eukaryota, Metazoa, Chordata, Chondrichthyes, Myliobatiformes, Myliobatidae. The transcript has 21 exons. Gene Ontology annotation, biological process: protein phosphorylation. The record is from RefSeq and is a predicted model, not a curated record.
ACACAGAUCCCACAGAUAUCCAGCAGAGAGCAGCAUACUGAAAAUGAUACCGCAUUGUGACACUUUGCUGACGAACUCGUGAAAGUCUGUUGGUUGCUGUCAGUCAGGAAAUAUGAGCUUCAUUGUCAAGGUCAACCAAAAUGCUACAAAAUAAAUUUAAGACCAACUUGCACCCUUCAUGGAUUUUCACUCUGUAUUGAAUAUGCUGGAAAUCCAAAGCGCGCACACAAAUUGGUGGAGGAACUCAGCAGGUCAGGCAGCAUCCAUGGAAAGGAAUAAAGAGUCGACACUUCUGCCGCCCUGAUGAAGGGUCUCAGCCUGAAACAUCGAAAAUGCCCUGCAAAUCAGACAGCAACUGCGGAGAGGGAAAUAUGGUUUCAGGUUGAUUAUCUUCCAUCAUAAGGCGACACUGUAUUAUGCUGCUGCCAUAAAACGCUCAUUUUCGUGGCAUUUAUUCCCAUGAUGAUAAUGAACUUGUUUCUUCUGCACCUUCUGAUUGGCCAGUCAGAGCGACAGGACUCAUGAUUCCUGGUUGCAAUGCAUGUCGGAGGUUGUAGUUCUCCGUAGAUCACCAAUCUUGGUUUCCUUGCACCCAUAGUCCCUGGGACCCAUGUUGCUCGGUCUCCUUCUCCAGGGACGCCGGUGAAAGGCUUGAUCUUUUGACCGGAGAGGUUGGGGUGUGGGAAACUCACGAAGGAUAAGCGCUCCGAUGGUUUUGAUUGUCAGUUUCUUACAGAUUAUCUACCACAAUGGAUAAGUAUGAUGUUAUCAGGCAGAUUGGUGAAGGAGCAUUUGGAAAAGCUUUCUUGGUUAAAGCCAAAGGUGACAGCACACGGGUUGUGAUAAAACAGAUUAAAAUGGCAAAGAUGUGCCAGAAAGAAAGAGAAGCUUCUUUUAAAGAAGUGAUGCUUAUGGAAAAAAUGAAGCAUCCUAACAUUGUUACAUUUCUGGAUUCAUUUGAAGAGAGACAAAAUCUAUACAUAGUAAUGGAGUACUGUGAUGGUGGUGACCUGAUGCACAGAGUCAAUAUGCAACAAGGUGUUUGGUUUGAAGAGGACCAGGUCUUGGACUGGUUUGUACAAAUCUGCUUGGGACUGAAGCACAUUCAUGAUAGGAAGAUCCUGCACCGGGACAUUAAAACACAGAACAUUUUUCUUUGUAAUAAUGGAAAAACUGCAAAACUAGGAGACUUUGGAAUAGCACGUAUGUUGAACAAUACCAUGGAGUUAGCACAUACAUGCAUAGGAACACCAUACUAUUUAUCUCCUGAAAUAUGUGAAAAUCAACCAUACAAUAACAAAACUGAUAUUUGGUCUCUUGGAUGUGUCCUAUACGAGUUAUCCACCCUGAGCCAUCCAUUUGAGGGCAGUAAUUUGCAUCAGUUAGUGGUGAAGAUCUGCAAAGGUCACUAUGGGCCAAUACAUCCCAGAUACACUUACGACAUGCGGAUCUUGUUGGCUCAGCUAUUUAAAGUUAAUCCCCGUGACAGACCAUCUAUCAAUUCAAUAUUAAAAAAGCCAUUCUUAGAAAAGCGUAUCAGAAAAUACCUAAGCCCUGAGCUGUUAAAAGAAGAAUUCAGCCAUACGGUCAUUCACGGAAAGAAGUCUUCAUCACCCAGACCUCCUAAGGCUACCCCAAGACCAGCUCCAAAGAUACAGAAAGGUAAAUGUGAUGUGAAGAAACCAGUAAAGGAAUGUGUGAAUAAGAAACUGCUACCAGCUCAUUGUGGAUGGAAGCCAUUAGGAUUGGUUAACAGACCAAAUAUCAAGCAAUUUAACCACCUAUCACCUGUGAAACCACAGUCUCCCAAGUUUGAUGGACGAUACGGACAUUAUCAUGGUUAUCUAGAUUACUUGGAGAACAGACGAAAGGAACACGUAGCUUCACCUGUGUCCAAUUUCAAUUGUUUAAUUGAAGAUCAUGGACAGAGAGUGAAUCAUGAUGCAAUCCAAUGGCCACAUGUGGCACACGAACAAUACAUUCAAAGGAAAAUGGAAGCACAACAAUAUAAGAUUAAAGCAGAGAAACAAUUGGGUAUACGGCCACUGUCAUCAGACCCUUCUGGUCAUCGAAAACAGUAUCCCGAUGUACAGGCUAGACAGCAUCCUGAGGAGAAAGGAAAGAAAAAAGGAGCAAAUGACGAGGAAUACUGUCAGCAACUUAAGGAAAUAAGGCAACAGUAUCAGUAUGAGGUGAAAGAAAUUAAAGAAAAAAUAGAAGAAAAGGAGGUUAUUGAGGAAGAACUGAAACACAUAAGAUUUCAUCAUCCAUUGGAAAGUGAAGUAGUAGAACAAGAACACAAGGGUGGUAUAAAGUUUGAAAUACGGCUGGAUGGAGAAUUGUAUCAUGAAGAUUCCCAGCAAAAGGAGGAAUUGGAUCUUUUAAAUAAGAGACUGACCCACGAGGAAGGCAACAACCUCAAACAGAAGAAAUGGCAGUUCAUCGAGGCAGGAAGUUUUAUGCAUAACCUAGCAAGUAAAACUUUGGAAGUAACAGCUUCUCACAUGGAAGUUACUUCUGCAGUUGACCAGGUGGUUGUGAUAGAAGCAGAUGUUUCAAGAAACAGAAAUCAUUGGGAACUGAAACGACCAGAUACCCUGCUGAAUGCACUAAUGGCUGCUGAACUGUCUUCAGGUGGUCUAACUGUUUCUGCAGACCACACUGAUGGUAAAUCAACUCCGUUGAGACCAACAGAGGAGAACUGUGAUUCUGAAUCAAAUUCUCUGUCUGGCAUUGAAGUAGAUAAUGAACGACUGGAGCCCAGAUCUGAUGAUGACGACACAAAUUUUGAAGAAUCAGAAGAUGAACUCACAGAACAGCUGGUGGAGUCCUUGCAAGAACUAAUUGCUCAACCAGCGGAAGCUCGUAAUCAUGAAGGGAAAGGAGCCAGUCAAAGUGCACAUGGUGCACGGGGAGAGGAGAGUGAGGAUUACACGGAAAUGAAUGUCUUCAAUACUGAAAGCAAGCUGGUACAAUGCUGUGAUCAAAACAAAAUGCCUGUACCUGAUUCAGUUAAGAUUGCACAGAACAAAAUGCAACUUCCUGAGAAUAAUGUUUAUGGGUAGUCAUAUACUCUUACAGCCAAUGAACUAGAAUGUCAUUCCAAACAUCCCAAGUCUAGAAUUGAUUAUUUUAAACAAACACUAAUUCCUCAAGCUGUUAUUUGCAUAUUUUCUAUUUGACUUUCACUUGCAGUAACCAACUGACAGACCACUUCCAAUCUGUAUCCAAUGAAUAUAUAAUUAUUUUAUGUUUCUCCCCAGCGAGUAAACGUGUGUAUGUUCAUACCUGGAAAAAAUGAGCAAAGAUGUCACCUUAGCAGAAACAGUUGUAGGUCUGCUUGCCUACUCAUCCCAUGGAAUUUCCUUAUUUAGUCUCAACAUUUGUUUUUAGAAAACAUGGCAUUGAGCCUGUUUAUGAAGAUUUUAUAAUAGAUUUGAUCGGCACCUUUAAAGGAUUAUUAAAUUUAAUGCCAGUUAUAGAACAGUUAAUCAUAAUCUGACUGAUGGAAGCAUCUUCUGGUGUAUGAUUGCACGAUUCAGCGGUGUGGUACUGCUGUCACUGCAACUACACAUCUUGCACCCAUUGCCAUCAACUCUUAACAGUCCUCUUCUCACAAUUAUUCAUUUUUAAAAACUGUUUUCUUGUUCUUGCCCACCACACACACUGUGAGUUAUGGAUCCAGUGUCAUCUGCAGGAGUAAGCAGUGGCAGAAGCAGCUAUUUUUGGCAACACUGCCAGAGGUGAUCAAUGAACAGAGCUUGCUGGAGUAAACUCCCAGUGUCACACCAGGGACACGUACUGUGUCAUGUGGCACCACAAUUAUGCUCAUUGGGAUACAAUAGGAACGGUUCUGAGCACUCAAACUAGGCAUACAAGAAGUGCUGUGGAGCAGCACAGAUGAUCUAAACAGAUUGAUAAGUUAUCCUGGCUUUGCCAGCAAACAUACAAAAAAUAAAUUUAAAGUUCAAACUUUGAGCUUUAAAAAAUUAAGUAUUUCUGAAACAAUAGAAUACAGCAAAUAUUCAAGAUAUUUUAGCUGCUUUUUCCUCCAAAAUGCAAGGGGGUAAAUAAGAGAUUCCCACCACACCACCAACAUGGGCAGUCAGCUGCUCCCCAGUCAGUGUAAUUCAGAUUGCAAUAACUUACAGGCCCUACUGGCUGAAUAUACAGUGGAUUCAGGUUAAUUGCACCAUCAGUUAAUGGGGGCAGCCGGUUAUUCGGGACAAAUCUUAACAAAAAUAGAGAAAAUAGCUGGAUUUUAAAAAUUUAUUUGGGGCGCUUUUCCAGUUAGUUGGGACAGGAGACUGUUGCCAAACAGUUUCUAACUAGCAUUAGUCACGUGCACUUGCAUGGCCAUUAGACACUACACCAUGCUUCAAGUGAACAGUGUAUAAAUAAUGCCAGUUGCAUGUACAAACAAUAGUGAUUUUUGUCACUGAUAGUGGGUGAGAAAUAAGUCGUAAGACAAUUCAGAACUGUUUUCGUCACUGUGGUUUCAAGCAUCCAAGCAUGGAGAUGCCAGAAAUAGCUGGGAGUGAAAGUAAAAUUAUUUCACUACUUCAGCAAGUUAGGAACUAUGAAGAAUUUCAAGGUAUUGACAAUCAUCUUGAAUGUUUCAAUGAAAUUGAGGAUUUGGAGGAUGGAAUCAUUAAAAACAUUGAAUAAAGGUACUCCAUUAUCUGCACUUUGUCCACACUGAUAUUGUUCAUUUACAGUCAAUCAAAAGAACACAGUGUACACUGGGUGAAUUCCUCCAUCAAUAGCAAUUAGGAACUAAUACAGUUUUAUGGUAUUGUAGUAAUAUUAGUAGUAUUCUAAUUUAUUCCAUAUUUCGUUUAAUUAUGUAAUUUGUAACUCAGUUUAUCUUUUUUUAAAAUAGCUUUUUAAUUAUUUCCAUGAAGCUUCAGCUUAGUGGGGCAGCUGCUUAACUGGGCCAAAAUGUACUGGUCCUGAUGUCCCGCCAAUGAACUGGAAUCCACUGUAAUUGCAAAUGUUUCUGCAUUCACAUUCCUGGGUUUGCCAUUCAAUAAAUAAAGGAGAUACUGCCUCCUGUUAGCUGUUCAAUUG